AUGACCAAAGCCGAAGAACACCGUCAUGCUAGCCGCGCAUCAACCCCGGCAGCGACGACAGCAGCCGACGAUGGUGGAGGUGAAAAGAGAGUCGAAGCGUUGCCUGCUCGAGACAUCCUGAUAGCUGUCGCAAUCGUUCUGACUCAACUCGUGCAGAUGAUGCCCUACGGCGCAGGAAUCAGCACUGGUAUAGAGAUCGGAAAACGCCUCGGCGCAGAACCAACAGAAUCAGUCUGGAUCAUCGCAUCAUACUCAAUGACCCAGGGCGCGUUCGUCCUCAUGGGCGGCCGCUUAGGCGCUAUAUACGGCCACAAGAACACCGUGACUGUCGCCGGAGUAAUCUGGACCGUUGGCCAUCUGAUCUCUGGCUUCAUGAAGAGUGUUGUCUCCCUGUCGAUCCUUCGUGGCAUCAGCGGCAUAGGGGGCGCCAUGAUCGUCCCCAACGCUGUGGCGCUUUUGACCAUCACCUAUCCACCGGGAAAGAUGCGCAACAUAGCAGUGGGCUUCUUCGGUGCCACGGCGCCUAUCGGAGCCUUCUUAGGAAGUGUGUUGGCCGCUUUGAUCGUGCAGUUGGUGCAGUGGAAGUGGAUCUUCUUCUUCUUGGCAAUGCUCGGUACGGUUGUAUUCACAAUGUUUACUAUAGUUGUACCCGGAGAAGCGGAGCCGUUCGACAAGGGAGGGAGUGUCGACUGGAUCGGCUCAUACCUGGGCGUGGGCGGUCUAGUGCUGUUCAAUUUCGUCUGGAACCAAGCACCGGCUGUUGGCUGGGACACCCCAUAUGAGUACAUCCUCCUCAUUGUGUCUGUCCUGCACUUCGUGGCUUUCGCCAUCUGGGAAGCUAAAUUCACCGCCAACCCCAUCUUACCUCUGGACAUCUGGAGUGCUCCAUCUUUCAGCAUGAUGACCCUUGCAUCCUUUUUCGCCUUUAUGAGCGUCGGGAUCUCCAUCUGGUAUUCUGCUCUCUGGAACCUGGAAGUUCGCCACUAUACGCUGUUGUCUACCGCCGCGGCAUUCACACCACUUGGAGUCGGCGGUACAAUUGCUGCCAUUGUGAGCGCCAAGAUCAUACGAUAUGUGGCUGCCGAACAUGUCAUGGCACUGGGGUCCCUUGCCUCAUGUGUGGCUUCAGUCUUGCUAUCCACGAUGCCAGAGCAGCAGACCUAUUGGGCUCAAGUAUUCCCUGCACUGAUUCUGACAGCCUUGGGGCCGGAUCUCUUGUUCACUGCUGCGCAAAUUAUUGCCAGCAACACAGUGAAGCGCCAUCAGCAAGGUGUUGCUGGGUCGCUGAUUGGGACUUUGUUGUCCUACGGCUUGAGCACUGGUCUUGGCUUCGCAGGCACCGUAGAGGCAUAUACCAAUGAACAGGGCCGGAGACAAGUCCACGGCUAUCGUGGUGCCCUGUACGUCGGCAUUGGUCUGGGUGCAGCUGCGAUGGCUCUAGCGGUACUGUUUGUUCGUAUUCCGAAGGACCAGCGGGAUGGAUGGGAGGCAGAUGAGCAGGAACCGCCAUCCGCCACUUCUGACGCAUGA
Messenger RNA from Cyphellophora attinorum, 1530 nucleotides. RefSeq names its product putative MFS-type transporter. Lineage: Eukaryota; Fungi; Ascomycota; Eurotiomycetes; Chaetothyriales; Cyphellophoraceae. The transcript has 4 exons. Gene Ontology annotation, cellular component: membrane. Bases 1 to 1530 code for a protein of 509 amino acids. Gene Ontology annotation, molecular function: transmembrane transporter activity. The record is from RefSeq and is a predicted model, not a curated record. Gene Ontology annotation, biological process: transmembrane transport.